Molecule: messenger RNA, 829 nt
Organism: Erythranthe guttata (spotted monkey flower)
Lineage: Eukaryota; Viridiplantae; Streptophyta; Magnoliopsida; Lamiales; Phrymaceae
Product: transcription factor MYB90
Source: RefSeq, a predicted model, not a curated record
AGAUACAGGCAAACAAGGAAAAAUGGAGAAGAAUCAAGAAGUAGUAUUAGGAGUGAGGAAAGGUGCAUGGACAAAAGACGAAGAUAUCCUUUUACGGAAAUGCAUCGAAAACUACGGCGAGGGGAAGUGGCAUCUUGUCCCUCUUAGAGCUGGUGUGAACAGAUGCAGGAAGAGUUGCAGGCUGAGAUGGUUAAAUUAUCUGAGGCCGAAUCUUAAAAGAGGAAUCUUUAACCAAGACGAAAUCGAUCUCAUUGUUCGCCUUCAUAACUUGCUCGGAAACAGGUGGUCGCUAAUUGCCGGUAGAAUCCCGGGAAGAACAGCGAACGAUAUCAAGAACUUCUGGAAAACCCACUUCCGAAAGAAGUCAUCCGGCGCCGGAGAAAGUUCCGGAGCGGUCAAAACCCCCGCACUGCAGGGAUGUAACAUCUUCCGACCCACACCUCGGACCUUGUCCAAAUCAUUUCAACACGUGCCGGAACAUUGUCCGAGUGACGAUGGACCAUCGGAUUCAUCAAUGUUCAAAAACAAGGAGCCGUUUCUCUCGCCAGUUGUGGAAGAAGGGGGAGAAGACGAUGGAGACGAUGAAGAAGGAGACGAUGAAAAAAUAGACGAAUGCAUUAAAUGGUGGGCAGAAUUGCUCGAAACAACGGAAAAUGGGCAAGGAAAUAAUUCAUCGUUGUUUUCCGACGACCAUUUGAUGAUUAACGAACCGUCGUCUGCAGCAAAGUUAACCCCGAAUGGAUUGUUUGAUCAUGCAAACAUCUUCGCAACUCAUAUUGAUAAUGGACUGACUGAUUUAUCCCUAGAUUUCGAUGAUUGGGAACUCUAG